AUGUCUCUCUCUGGCAAAACGACACUCAUCACUGGAGGCGGCAAGAAUCUCGGAGCAUUGAUUGCUACGCUCUUCGCCGCCGAAGGAUCGAAUCUGGCGCUGCACUACAAUUCCGCCUCAACACAAAAAGCGGCCGAAACACUUGCCGCUGACCUCUCGUCCAAGCACAAAGACAUCAAGGUCAAGAUCUACCAAGGGGACCUUACCACUGCGACAAGCGUGGAGAAGCUAUUCAAGAGUGUUGCGGCAGACUUUGGCCCUCAGCUCGACAUUGUGAUCAACACGGUGGGCAUGGUUCUCAAGAAACCAUUGGUCGAGAUAUCCGAGAAGGAGUAUGACACCAUGUUCGCCAUCAAUUCCAAAGCGGCCUUUUUCAUCACCCAGGAAGCGGCCAAACGGGUCAGCGACGGCGGCAAGAUCAUCAAUACCGUGACGAGCCUCCUUGCGGCGUACGCUCCGUCUUACACUUCCUACCAGGGGAGCAAGAGUCCGGUCGAGUGGUUCACCAAGGGCUUGAGCAAGGAGCUGAUGCCAAGGGGGAUCAGUGUCAAUGCUGUUGCCCCAGGGCCCAUGGAUACGCCAUUCUUCUACGGCCAAGAGAGCCCGGAGGCAGUCGCCUUUCACAAGUCAAAUGCCAUUGGCGGCCGGCUCACGGACAUCAAAGACAUUGCUCCCAUAUACAAGUUCUUGUGCACUGAAGGGGCCUGGAUCAAUGACCAUGUCUUCUGCGUCUCGCCUGUUUCUCCUAAUCCGGCAAAGGAAAACAUGGUGCGACCCCUGCUCACAUUUAUCGAUGCUGGGCCCCUAGAGGAGGCCCAAGCGCAGCGAAUGCGCCGGGAGAUCAGGUCGCACGUCGCCCGAGUUGUCGUGUCCCGCCAUCAGUCUUGCCGCUCGACUCAACGGCCACCGCACAAAAAGCGCCGCGGCGAGCUGAAUCCUACAUGGGAUCUUUGUCUCGACUCGCUCGUCGACCCCUCAGCCAGCCAGAAAGAAGAAAGCGAGGAACAAUCCGAAGACAGGGUGCCGUCUCCUCCACCUGUCCCCGCGACAGCGAGCAAUGACCGACGACUCCUGGCUGGACCAUCUGCAGCGAGCAUGAUUCCGGCUUCAAAGAGUCCAAUCUACCAUCAUCCUCUUGUUUCCGUAGUGUUGGAUAAUUACCUGAAGCAUCUGGCCGUGGCCGUGCCCGAGCUAGAUGGAGACAGUCGGUCUGUUCUCCUGCAGACCUCGUGGUUCCCCAUGGUGCUCAGCUCACCGAUCAUCUUCCAAGUCAUCGUCUUGUUCUCGGCGUCUCAUUAUGCGGCGAGGCAGCAUGACAUGACUCUGGCCGAGACGAUCCUGUUCCUGAAACAAUGCGCCAUUUCCGGCAUCGCGCAGGCCCUGUCUCCGGCCUCGAAGAAGGGCAUGGUCUAUCGAGACGAGAUCAUCGCCGCUGUCGCCAAGAUGGCCAGCUACGAAGCCAUCUUCGGGGACGAGGGCGCAUAUCACUGCCACAUGGACGCCGUGAAACGCAUGUUGGAAGAAAGAGGCGGACUGGCCGCUCUGGGCCUGGAAGGGUUCCUGUCGCGGCUCCUGGUGUUUAUUGAUACCAACUCGGCAUUCCUCCUCAACGCCCCGUUACAUCUCAACGGUUCGUCUCUGCCUAAAUUGGCCAAUCAAUUUAUCAUGCCGAAUCCCAGUCGUUUUGUCGGCGAGGUAUAA
Molecule: messenger RNA, 1701 nt
Organism: Fonsecaea nubica
Lineage: Eukaryota; Fungi; Ascomycota; Eurotiomycetes; Chaetothyriales; Herpotrichiellaceae
Exons: 5
Coding region: 1-1701 (566 amino acids)
Source: RefSeq, a predicted model, not a curated record